Molecule: messenger RNA, 3768 nt
Organism: Alternaria atra
Lineage: Eukaryota; Fungi; Ascomycota; Dothideomycetes; Pleosporales; Pleosporaceae
Exons: 2
Coding region: 1-3768 (1255 amino acids)
Biological process (GO): Ras protein signal transduction; positive regulation of GTPase activity
Cellular component (GO): plasma membrane
Molecular function (GO): protein binding; guanyl-nucleotide exchange factor activity
Source: RefSeq, a predicted model, not a curated record
AUGGCGUCAUUCGUUCCGGAGCAAGAAGAGAUGGACAAGCGAUCCAGCGCACUAGUGGCGCCACUGAACAUACAAAAGUCACCAAGGAGGUCGCGGUCGCGUGUAGGCCGGGGCGUUUUUGGUCACAGCAGGCAGUCGUCAUCGAGAGGAACUCUAUCAAGCCGGUCGCAAUCGCAGAUAUCGCCUCCUCUAACACCCAAGACCUCCAGCGAAGCCAUGGCUCAACAACAACAACAACAACAACAACAACAACAACAACAGCAGCAGCAGCAGCAUCCUCAACCCGUCUUCCACAACUACCUCCGCGCAUUUUACCACUAUAGCCCGAGCUCAACAGUAUCCUCGUCAACGGACGAGUCGUCCAUCACCGUCGCCAUCAACCAAGGCGACGUCAUCCUUGUCCACUCUGUUCACCCCAAUGGUUGGGCUGAUGGUACACUCUUAGCUUCAGGGGCCCGCGGGUGGCUGCCCACCAACUACUGCGAACCUUAUGACAACCCAAUAAUUCGAAAUUUGCUGACCGCGUUAACAUAUUUGUGGGAUUUGGUGCGCGACGGAGAGAAUGGCGAUCUCGGUGCAUUCUCGAGACAAGACUACGUCAAGGGCAUGAUUGUUGGCGUGCGCCUGUUCCUUGAAAGGACAGAGUGCUUACAGAAAGAUUCACGCCUCAUCCUCACCCAUGUAAGCUUACGGCGCAUGCGGAAAGCUCUCUUGGGAGAUUUGUCUACACUAGUCAAGACAGCCAAGACCUUGCAAGAGGCCCUGCAAUCGAACGAACUCCAGGUUCCCGUGUUUGAGCACAUGGACGAGCUUGUUUUCAAAUCUUUCAAGCUGGUUACCCGGGCCGUCCGGUUUCUUGACAUCUGGACAACGGACGCAGUGGCGUUGUCACUUUUCGAGCUUGGCGACGCAAGUAGUCACCGACCACUCACCCCCCCGUCCGACUCAGCCGACGCUGCUGUACAACCAGCAGCAACAUCAUCUCCUUCCGUCGAAGACAGACUCUCAGCGAACGGCUGUGACUCUCCGGUUACUCAAGGUGCACCCUCGGCGCAAGACGACUGGUACAACGCGACCGCUCAGCCCCAACGAAACCUGAGCCGCAUAUCCGUUGCCUUUUCUUUGCCCUCAGAGCCAGACUCUCUUCAAUCAUCAAUACUUCCUUCGCGCUCCUCAGUCCAGUCGAAACGUAUCUCUGUGACGCAUCGGUUGUCGUAUACCGGCAAAUCAGCAAGCGCGCGUAGAGGAAAUCUAGCCACGGAGAAGCUCAACGCCGCGCAUGACGCUUUUUUGGGCUACAUUGGUUCUUUUAUUGGGUUGCACCUGCAAUCACGAUCUUCCGAAGAGCUCGCUCAGAUUACCCAACACUCUGUUAUCGCGUGUCGCCAACUCCUGAAAGUCGUUGAAGAAGUAUGGGAACGAGACUCGCGAAGAUCCGAACAGCUGGAAGAAGCACGAGACACCAUGUACACCCGCUUGACCGACCUAGUGCAGGCGACCAAGGAUAUGUUCGUCAAUGCCGACACAGACGUUGUAGAAGUGGUAGCGCCCGAGGCAGGGAAACAGAUCGUCGCUGCUGCUACAAGUUGUGUUCGUUCUGCUGGUGACUGUGUUACUAAGGCUAGGGUUGUGAUUGAGAGAAUUGGGGAUUUCGAGUUUGAAGCCGAACCGGCCGGCCUAGGGCUGUCAGGGACCAUGUUUGAUGAGCCCGAUUCAGAGAACCAACAGUCGAUCGCUAGGCCCGUCUCGCCAAAGCCCACGGAAGUCGUUCUUGAGACGAAUAAACCACUGCCCGCUACGCCAGUUGAGGAACAUGAGAUGCCCCCGCCACUAGUCAUCUCAGAGUCGAAGCCACUUCCCGAAGUGCCGCAGCCGUCACCUCUGGAAACCAACAGGCUCAGCCUUCAACCGUUAUCUCAGCCUGUAAUCGUCGAAAGCCCGACUGCAGUGUCGUUCAGAUCGUCUCGGUCAUCGUUGCCUCCCCUGAACGCGAUACCUGUUCCGUCAUUACCUCCACCCCACGCAUCUGACUCCGUCGAGAGUCCUAUGAGCACGACUCAAGGAAGUCUCGCCGGUUCCACCAAGACCGACAGCGUCUACGUUUCUGUGAACGAUGGAAGCAGCACCUAUUUCAGUGCCCAAGGCGAUUCUGGAAGCAUCCUGUCGCAUACUUCCACGCGUGCUACUACCCCAGAUCAUUCGCCUACGAAGAAAGAGAGUUGCCAAACCUUGAUCAGCAGCUUUGGCAGUUCCUCCGAGCUUCGGUCUUUAGCAAGUGAGGAUGUUGCCGCUGGCGAAGAGCACUUGCUGGAGACUACCUAUGUGCAUGAAUUGAUCUACAACAAGGAAGGUCAAAUCUCCGGCGGUUCCCUUCCAGCGCUUGUAGAGCAGCUGACCACUUUCGAGUCUACCCCAGACGUCCUCUUUGUCAACGCAUUCUAUCUCACUUUCCGCCUCUUUACUACACCGCUCGAUUUGGCACAGUGUCUUAUCGACCGUUUUGACUACAUCGGCAGUAGUCAGACCGUCGGUGUUCCGGUCCGUCUCCGUGUCUACAAUGUCUUCAAGGGUUGGCUAGAAAGUCACUGGUGUGGCGAGAGUGACUCUGCUGCCUUGGGCGUGAUCCUCGCGUUCGCUACUGGAAAGCUCAGGGCGGCCAUGCCCGCCGCUGGCAAAAGACUCGCUGAGCUUACUUCGAAGGUGACAGAAGUAAGAGCCGGCGCUCUCGUACCUCGCUUAGUAUCUUCGAUCAGCAAGACGGGUGCUUCAAACUCAACCUUCACCCUUGCUGACAGCAACGUUCCGUCGCCAAUUGUGACUAAGAGCCAACUCAACGCCUUACGAGGUAGUAAAGAGGGCAGGACGCAAUGUAGCAUUCUGGACUUUGAUCCUCUAGAACUUGCCAGACAGUUUACUAUUAUCGAGUCUAGACUCUUUUGUGCCAUUCAGCCUGAGGAGCUUCUUGCCCUGGAAUGGACGAGGAAGAAGGGUUCAAAGGCUCGCAAUGUCAAAGCCAUGUCAACUCUCUCGACCGACCUGGCAAACUUGGUCGCAGACACCAUCCUACAGCUCGAAGAUGCAAAGAAACGCGCAGUCGUUAUCAAACAAUGGAUCAAGGUUGCGGCGAAGUGCUUGGAGCUCAACAAUUAUGACUCACUAAUGGCCAUCAUCUGCUCGCUCAACUCUUCGAUGGUCAUGCGCCUCAAGCGUACUUGGGAGCUUGUAUCCGCAAAGACGAAGGCUCGCCUAGACGAACUCAAAGCGAUCACAGACGUGGGACGCAACUAUGCUGUACUCCGACAGCGUCUGCAGAACCAUAUCGCGCCAUGCAUUCCAUUCGUUGGCAUCUACCUUACCGAUCUCACGUUUAUCGAUGUCGGAAAUGGCACCACCCGACAGCUUCCUGGUGACUCUGGCUCUGACAGCGUCUCCGUCAUCAACUUUGACAAACACAUGAAGACAGCCAAGAUCAUUGGCCAGCUUCAAUCAUUUCAAGUCCCUUAUCGGCUAGCUGCCAUCCCAGAGAUGCAGGACUGGAUGGAGAGCCAGAUCCAGCGGAUGCACGCAAGCGAUCAGGCCAACGUCCAAAGCUACUACCGUCGAUCGCUGCUUCUCGAACCGCGAGAGGUUCAGCACUCUGUGAGGGGCUCACCAUCCAUCGACAACAGUGCGCAAAGCACCUUUUCGGCAGAAAGCCGAACCAAUUCGAAGGACAAAUUCGAGUUUCUCAACUUCAACUUCUCCACCGCGAACCUGAAGGGUUCAUAG